This is a messenger RNA of Histoplasma capsulatum G186AR, 771 nucleotides long. RefSeq lists its product as uncharacterized. The coding region runs from base 1 to 771 and encodes 256 amino acids. The record is from RefSeq and is a predicted model, not a curated record. The transcript has 3 exons. Lineage: Eukaryota; Fungi; Ascomycota; Eurotiomycetes; Onygenales; Ajellomycetaceae.
AUGCGGGAUGCCUUGGUUAAGAUCUACCUAUUUGUGUAUCAGGCCACGAAGAAACCAGCCUCCUCCAACACCAUCACGAUGGAUGGUGGACCCACCUCCGUCUUCAGGGACGCGCCUCAGUGCUCGAAAACCCAGGUCAUCUAUCUAGGGAUAUGUGGCAUCCCCGGUUCACCCUUUUAUAUGAAUGACUCCUACACUUUCCGGUUUACAGUGGAUUGCCCAAGUGCCCUCUGUAAUCUUCCAGCCGGAGAGGCUGUCGAUCAUGACGCAGAAAGCCAGUUCGUCCAAAAUGUGAUAUCUCUCUACAAUCAGGAGAUUUUCUCUGCGCGCGAGUGGAGAUGCCAAAUUUGUGGAAAACCUGCAAAAGAACUAUACCAUGCCAUGGUACCAUUUCUUAGCUCUGGACGCGGAUCAUUGGCCUCCUUUCAACCAUUUAUUGCCCUUCAGCCAUCGAGCGCCUUUCAGCCAUCGGUGUGGGACUCUGUCAUCCCGAUUUGUGUUGCUGCUGGAAUGUGUGAUCGCAAAGCAGAGGAGGUAGCCAAGGGCUUCUUCACAAAUGCACUUCCUGGAACCUUCCUGCACCCUGAAUACGCCUGUAUUGCUCAAAGGGAUGCCAAUCAUUACACUGGCCAAAUCACAAGAGGAACUGUCGUCAGGCACAGAAAGAACGUGCCAAAAAGGAGAACAAAAAGUGCUUGUGAACAUGCGGAUGUCAGAAUAUCUUCACAGAAUCACGGGAGAAAAGGGCAUGCAGGUUUUAGCGAGCUGUGA